Messenger RNA from Penicilliopsis zonata CBS 506.65, 999 nucleotides. RefSeq lists its product as hypothetical. The record is from RefSeq and is a predicted model, not a curated record. The transcript is spliced from 3 exons. Bases 1 to 999 code for a protein of 332 amino acids. Lineage: Eukaryota; Fungi; Ascomycota; Eurotiomycetes; Eurotiales; Aspergillaceae.
AUGAUCGGCUCUCUGCUGCGAGGAUGGCUCUUUGCCUUUCUUUUAAUCCAGUCCGUCUUUGCCGCGACCAUUGCCCUGCCGGGAUCUGGUGAUACAACCACUUCAUCUUCAUCUUCAUCUUCAUCUUCAUCUUCUACUCCUGUUUCCACUCCCUCGUUCACUUCCAUUGCCGUUUCGGCUGCUUCCUCGGCCUAUACCUCCCGUCCCUGGACGUACAGGCCUCAUAGCCGCAGCCCCGUCUUCCCUCCGGCUCUCCCACUCCUUCCACCACCUUUUCCCGUCACUCCGCCUCGUGCCGCCCGGGCAGAUACACUGCCAGCUCAGGAGAGGACCCUCUACUCCACCCGCACUGCCGACCACGGUGCCCAUCCCACCACCGAGACCCUGAUUGUCGCUACCACCGUCUACAAGGUCUCCCCAACCGGUGGUCCUGAGGGUGUCAGCGCUGUUGGUGAGGGCUCCGGCUCUGGCUCUAGCUCUUCCGGCUCAAGCUCCGGCUCAAGCUCCGGCUCUGGCUCCGGCUCUGGCUCUAGCUCUUCCGGCUCAAGCUCCGGCUCAAGCUCUGGCUCUAGCUCCGGCUCCGGCUCUGGCUCAAGCUCCGGCUCUGGCUCAAGCUCCGGCUCUGGAUCUUCCGGCUCAAGCUCCGGCUCCGGCUCCGGCUCCGGUGCUGGCUCUGUCUACACCACGACCAUCUCCGUUGAGUCGUGCCCCCAUGGCGGCAGCUGCACGGGAUACAUCAGCACGGUGACCAUGACCCAGACCCGGGUCCCGAUCGUCAUCCCCACCGGCAUCCCUCAAGGCGUGGGUGCGUAUGGGAAGAACAGCACUGCCUCUUCCUCUGCCCACCCCUGGGCGCAGAGCAGCGGCCUCAAGACCGCGGUGGCCUCGUCGACCAGCACGGCGUCUACCCCGGCCUACACGGGCGCUGCCUCAGUGAACACCCGCUCGGUUGGAUCGGUGGUUGGCAUUCUCGCCGUCCUCCUUGCCAUUCUCAACUAA